Ostrinia nubilalis (European corn borer) is the source of this 1013-nucleotide messenger RNA. RefSeq lists its product as uncharacterized. NCBI's taxonomy places the organism in Eukaryota, Metazoa, Arthropoda, Insecta, Lepidoptera, Crambidae. The transcript has 6 exons. The coding region runs from base 36 to 980 and encodes 314 amino acids. The record is from RefSeq and is a predicted model, not a curated record. Gene Ontology annotation, molecular function: signaling receptor activity.
AGUUUAAUCUUCAGUUCUCUGGUCAAACUGCAACGAUGCAGACCGUUGUAAGAAUCUUUCUUUUUGCCUGUUUUUGUGUAGCAGUAAUAGUUGGCAGUGGCCGUCAGUUCAGAUGUGACUAUAAAUACAUACCAGAAGCUGGAGGAUGGUUGAAGUUCAAUGAGAUGCCCUCCAAUUUUAACGAGGCUCGACUCAGGUGUCAUAUGGAAGGAGCUGUUUUAGCGUCCCCAUUGACACCAGCUUUGAGAGACGCAAUGGCGAAUUUGGCCAAAAAUAAUGGCAACACCUGUGGCAUAUUCACGGGUAUCCACGCUGUCUUCUCGAGGGGAGAUUUUGCUUCUAUUGAAGGUGUCCCUCUCUCCAAAAUCCCUCACUCCUGGGCUAAAGAUGAACCAGACAACUUCAAGGAUGAGGAAAACUGCAUCAUCCAACUACCAGAAGGAGUGUUGGCAGAUGUAAGGUGCAAAGACACGUUCCCAUACAUGUGCUAUAAGAAGAAAGCCACACUGGUCAUGACUGCCUGUGGUACUACUGAUCCUGAAUAUAAUCUCGACUCCCGUACCAACAAGUGCUACAAGUUCCAUCGAGUACCACGCACCUGGUCCCGAGCCUACAUGACGUGUAUGGCGGAAGGUGGCCAUCUCGCCAUCAUCAACUCCGAUACUGAGGCCACCGUCAUCAGGGAACUCUUCGCGAAGAACCCAGGAGGUGUCAUGCUCGGAAGCUUCUGGAAGGAUGUAGCAUUCAUGGGUUUCCAUGACUGGACUGAGCAUGGGGACUGGAGGACUAUUCAAGGUCAAACCCUGAAGGAAGCAGGCUACGACAAGUUCUCCCCUGGAGAGCCCAACAACGCGACCACCGGUGAAUUUUGCGGUGCAGUGUACCGAUCCGCCAUGUUUGACGACCUCUGGUGCGAGAACCAAUACGCCUUCAUCUGUGAGAAGAGUCCAGACAGUCUGAUGUGUGAUGAUGAGCAUUGAAAGUUAUUAUUAAUAAAACCUUUUUAAGCACUA